This is a messenger RNA of Neohortaea acidophila, 1622 nucleotides long. RefSeq lists its product as uncharacterized. The transcript has a single exon. The coding region runs from base 85 to 1164 and encodes 359 amino acids. Lineage: Eukaryota; Fungi; Ascomycota; Dothideomycetes; Mycosphaerellales; Teratosphaeriaceae. The record is from RefSeq and is a predicted model, not a curated record.
CAACAUCGAAACUCUCGACAACCGCGACCCAACAUUUCCGUCCCGCAUCGUAGCAAAUCCUUGAAAAGUUGCCAUUUUCGUAACAUGGCAGCUUCCAACGAAUCCUCACCAUGGCAAACAGCCCGCUGGCAUUCCGGCCUGGUACCAGUCGCCAACGGCACCAGGCAGCUCUCCCUCAUGGUAUCAGGCCAGCCACGUUCCGAACCAGCAGCUGCCCACCCACGCACUCCCCUCGUAAUCAUCGCCGCAGGCCUAGGCGGUGUCGCCGCAGAGCACGUCAUGGUGGCCCAACUCAUCUCCCCUUUCGCUCGUGUGCUCCGCUGGGAUCGAGCAGGCUACGGCGCCUCGACUCCGCUCAACCCAGACAAGGACUCCUACGCGAUGGAGCACGCGGUGCGGGAUCUAUUCUCAGCACUGGGAACUAUCAAUCUUCCCCCGCCCUACGUCCUCGUCGGCCAAUCGUGGGGUGGCCUCGCGAUCCGCGAAAUCCUACGGCAACGCAGCGCCAAUGAGAUUCUUGGCAUGGUCUUUGUCGACGCCAACCCGCACCUACAGAGGGCGGACCUGCGGGAACUCGAGGAGAUGAUCGGCACGUGUUGCGGCGCAGAUGGGUACGAAAGGGUUGUGGGUCUACACCAGAACAGCAUCUUCUCUCCCAGCCAAAUCGCCGACCUUGAGCACGAUUCGGACAUGGCCGAGAAAUCGGGUGUGAUUCCAGGCGAAGCUUCCACCGCCGAGGAAAGCCAGGCCACCGUUGACUCUGCGUUUGGGCUCAAGACCGUCGAGGAUGCGGACGGCAGGACAAUCGACCUCUCCUUCUCUAAACAGCCGCUGGGCAAUGGCCGCAUCAGCGUCAUUCAUGGCGACGUGCCGCGUGACCUCGGGUGUGCGCUACAGCACGGGAGGGCGCAUGGAUUUGGCAAUGAGGAGCUGCAUGGGAAACUCGAGCGAUAUAUCGAGUAUUGCAAGCGAGUUGUAUUCAAGUUUCAAGCAGCUCAGACGCAAUUGACAAAGGGUGAGGUGAGGGUCAGAAGGGCGACGGGGACGGGCAGGACGCAUAAUUUGCAAUCCACGCGGCCGGAUAUCGUGGCGGAGGAGGUGAGAUGGGUGCUUGCGGGGAGUGAGGGAGGUGGCGAUAAGGAGGAUCGACUCGGCCAUGCGUAACUGAUGCAGUCAGGAGAAUAUGGCGCCCCAGUCCACCAUGCAUUCAUGGAUUCUGAUUAUCGAGAAAUGGUACAUUUCAUGAUGCGCAGCGUUCCCCGCGUGGUACCUAUGCCCUGUCUGCGCGUUCCCCGAAGGACCCGUCGGCUCAUCUUGCCUUCGCCGAGCUACCUGUGGUGCUUCAAAAGUCGAGACGCUCGCUGGAGACACGAUGAUACAACACGGCACGGCACGGCGAGCUUGAACGUGGCGCCUCAGCUCGGUAAGAAUUUCCGCGGCAUCACCUUACCCAUCCGAGACGUGGUUUCCAGCACAAUGCUUUACGUAUGUGACUUUCGCCCUGCUGGGGAAAAGACGUGAGGGCAGUCGCGGUACGACGGAGAAUAAUAGUAGGGUAGCUUCGGAUCAAUCAAGGCGACAGCCAGCCACAGACGAGGUGGUUACGGGUUACAAGUCUGCAG